AUGGCGAUCAGGAGCUGGAAAAAUAUGGCAAUACUGAAUGCUGGUCUCCACGAGUCAAACUCCUCUAUGCCUAGGGUAUGGAUGCCUACGAGGCUAUAUGCAAUGAUGAGACCAAUGCUGGACCCAAGCAUGCUCAAGGACAAGGUCUUUGUAUGCGACCAGGUGUCUGCGCAGCCCUUUAUCUUUUCCAUAAGCUCUGUUCCUUUUCAAUUCUUCCCCAUGGUCACCUGCCAGGUGCAUGUCUGCAAAGGAAUUCGGCUCGAAUCGUUCCUGCCCAACAUCCAGCUUGCCAACGACAUGCGCGGCUUGGGCUGCCUUUAUCACCUCACCGAUCUUCGAUGUCAUAUUUUUGCAUCCCAAGACCCAGCACUUGAACGAUGGCCUGUUUUCCAAUUUUUUGUCACUCGCUACAUGCCGCCUUCAGCCAAGACAUGUGAUAAUUUUAUACAGCCGACCGCACCAGGUUCCUUACUUUCCAUUUGA
Linderina pennispora is the source of this 483-nucleotide messenger RNA. RefSeq lists its product as uncharacterized. NCBI's taxonomy places the organism in Eukaryota, Fungi, Kickxellomycota, Kickxellomycetes, Kickxellales, Kickxellaceae. The transcript has a single exon. The record is from RefSeq and is a predicted model, not a curated record. The coding region runs from base 1 to 483 and encodes 160 amino acids.